UGUGUGUUCACAUUCAGCCAGGAAGAGCCGCACACAGAGAAUCACACACACGAAUAGCAGCAGUGAAUGGAGCCUGACGGACAGACGGCUGGAUAUCGAUGAUAAACGCGUCUUAACCGCGACGGACUGAGAGUCGGGGGGUUUCUCUUUUGAAUGGUUCGUCAGUAGCGCAAGGGAGAUCAAGACUGCUCAGAGAGAUGGCACAGAAAGCAGACUCGUCCUCCAGACAGUAACAGACAGACACACCUGAGCCCCACCCUGAACACAACACUGGGCUGGACUCCAGAUCAUAUGUUGGCAGGAUUGAAGUGUGUGAGAGGUUGUCACGUCAAACGCUAACGCACACACACAACCUUAUAUAACGGAGGAAGCUCUCCUGCAUCAGAAGUGUCUUCCGUCCUCGCCCCCGUCCAGCCUGAGUGGUGGUGUUGUUGAGACAGCGGGCACUGCCAUGUCCCAGGCGUGAGUGCGCGUCUCCUGGCAGACUCAGGCCUGGUGGCUGCGGGAGGUGAUGAAGCUGAAGCAGCGUGUGGUGGUGCUGUGUGCUGUGCUCUUUCUCCUCGGCCUGGCCAAGGUCUUCCUGCUGGAUGGAGGAGAGGGAUCGGCCGCCAGCCGCCGGGACCUCCGGGCCUUCCGCAAGAUGGAGGCCAGCCUGACCCUGGCCAAAGGAGCUCGCCUCACACACACCUUGCAGUCGCCCUGGGAAGUGGCCGCCCAGUGGGUGGGUCCGCGGGAGGUGUUCCCGGACGAGACGCCCGAGCUCGCCGCUGUGCUGAACGCCCUGGCCACCGCUCGCGUGGAGAGGGCGGAUGUGGGCUAUAAAGGCACCCAGCUGAAAGCCCUGCUGGUGCUCGACGGAGGACAGAAAGUGGUAUUCAAACCCAAGAGGUACACUAGAGAUUAUGUGGUCGAGGGAGAGCCGUAUGCAGGGUACGAUCGGCAUAAUGCAGAAAUUGCUGCUUUCCACUUGGACAGGAUCCUGGGUUUUAGGAGAGCGCCGCUGGUGGUGGGGAGGUUUAUGAAUCUGCGUACAGAGAUAAAGCCAGUAGCUACAGAUCAACUGCUGAGCACUUUCCUGAUGCACGGAAAUAAUACAUGUUUCUAUGGGAAGUGUUAUUACUGUCGUGAGACUGAGCCUGCGUGUGCAGAAGGGGAUGUGAUGGAGGGAUCGGUUACCCUGUGGCUUCCUGACGUCUGGCCCUUACAGAAACACAGACACCCGUGGGGACGCACAUAUCGAGAGGGAAAACUCGCCAGGUGGGAGUAUGAUGAGAGCUACUGUGAGGCAGUGAAGAAAAUGCCCCCUUAUGAUGCUGGUCCACGGCUCCUGGAUGUUAUCGACACAGCCAUCUUUGAUUACCUUAUUGGUAAUGCUGACCGCCAUCACUAUGAGAGUUUCCAAGAUGAUGGAGGAGCCAGUAUGCUCAUACUUCUGGACAAUGCCAAAAGUUUUGGGAACCCAGCUCUGGACGAGAGGAGUAUUCUCGCCCCUCUUUAUCAGUGCUGCAUGGUCCGCGUUUCCACCUGGAAUAGGCUGAACCUGCUGAAAGGUGGAGUGUUGAGUUCAGCAAUGACACAGGCUACGGCCCACGAUCCCGCCUUUCCGGUGCUGACAGGGCCCCAUCUCAGCGCGCUCGACCGCCGUCUCAACGGAGUGCUGGCCACCGUGCGGCAGUGCAUGGAGACGCAGGGUGCGGACAACACCCUGAUCGAGGACCGCAUGAACCUGCCUCAUCCUUAAACACACUGGAGAAGCAAGGGAAGUGAAAAUGGGUUUGACUCUUGAUGCACAGGCUCCUUUCGCCUUCCUGCUACGAAGCCGGAGACCCGAAGGACACAAGAAACCUUAGGAGCCGACCUGGGGGAGUUUGUUUCACUGGAUUCAUUCAAGACCGACCACGGAGGCCAAGACGACUCUGUGAAGAGUCACUCUUAAGUGAAGAGGCCUUGGCAACAUGUAGGUGGAAUAUACUACUCCUGUUUCCUGUGACUGCUUUUCUUUAGAGUUCACCCUGUCUUUUUUUCUUUUGGCCAUCCAAGUCCAUUUGCAGGAAGAUGAUGACUAAUGAUUUUACGAAUAUGGAACUUGGAAUGAGAUAUUUGGCCUAAUUAGACUCCAGAAGCUGGAAGU
Molecule: messenger RNA, 2131 nt
Organism: Rhinichthys klamathensis goyatoka
Lineage: Eukaryota; Metazoa; Chordata; Actinopteri; Cypriniformes; Leuciscidae
Gene: fam20b
Product: FAM20B glycosaminoglycan xylosylkinase
Exons: 9
Coding region: 512-1741 (409 amino acids)
Biological process (GO): protein phosphorylation
Cellular component (GO): Golgi apparatus
Molecular function (GO): phosphotransferase activity, alcohol group as acceptor
Source: RefSeq, a predicted model, not a curated record